CCCUUUGUGAUAUUUGGCCACGGUAAAGCCAUUCAUCGGAUGGAUCUUGAUGGCAAGAACCAGCAGAGACUUGUGGCUGGGGUGGGAAGCUCAAUCCUGCUGGACUUCCACUUCCAAGAAGAGAGAAUUUACUGGGCUGACACACAUACGGGGAUAAUCUACAAAACAUCUGUGAGAGCAGCACUGAGACAGAAACUGCAUUCGUCUGACAAACAUAUCUCAGGCCUUGCUGUUGACUGGAUUUGGAACACUGUAUACUGGACGAGUGACGCAAAGGGAAAGAUCAGGCGAAUGGAUUUAAAUGGAAAAAAUGAAAGAAUUCUGUUAAGACACUUAACCCAACCACGUUUAAUUGCCAUUGAUCCCAACAGCAGGUUUCUCUUUUGGCUGUCUGGUGGAACAAGACCAAGCAUCCAAAGAUCGGAUUUGAAUGGACAUAGGCGAAUUACGCUAAUUAAGGUAGCGGAAGAACUGAAAGCACUGACUGUUGACCGGAAGGAUAAACGACUGUUCUGGAUUCAGUUUGGUCUGCAAGGAGAAAGUGCUAUUGUCUCGUGUGACUACAAUGGGAACAUCCUGCACAUAAUAGAUCAGCAACUUCGGUCUGAGUCAUUGGCAGUGUCAGUUUUUCUGGACCAGUUAUAUUACACGGACACUACAUCUCGGGCUGUCAAACAAGUCAACAAGUACAUGGGUGGAGAACCAAAGAAUGUCAACUUAAAACAAUUGGCUAAACCCCCAGUUGGCAUCAUGGUGGUACAUCUGCUCAACCAACCCACAGCAGAAUCCCUGUCACCAUUUUCAGGUUGUGACGAAGAGAGCGGCAAAUGUGUAAAUGUUUGCUCCAACGUUGCUGAACGAGGAGUCUGCCAGUGUACUGAAGGCUUUGUUCUCAAUAAGCAAGGCAGCUAUUGUGAAGAUGUGAAUGAAUGUGCGCUUUGGAACCAUGGAUGCUCUCUUGGUUGCGAAAAUGUUCCAGGCUCAUAUUUCUGUACCUGCCCCAAAGGUUAUGCCCUCCUGCCCGACAAGAAGACGUGUCGAGAGAUCUUACCAUGUGAUGGCAAUAUGACCAAGUGUGGCAAUGGAUGCCUUGUAACAGAUGAGGGCGCUGUCUGCCUGUGUCCUCAGGGGUCCAUAUUAAGGGAGGACGGACAAGCCUGUACUGGCUGCUCGUCUGCAGACAGAGGGGGCUGCAGUCAGCUCUGCACGCCUGUCACGUCCAGCAGUUGGCAGUGUGGUUGCCUGCCUGGUUACCAGCUCCAGCAAGAUGGCAAGUGCUGCAUGGCCACUGGACAGGAGCCUUAUCUACUUGUUGCCGAUCUAGUGGAUGUACGACGAGUUAACCCUGAUGGCACCAAGGAUCAAAUCCUUGUGGAGGAGCCCAGAGGAGCAUUCAUAGCUUUGGACUAUGACCUUGUCCAAAACCAUGUGUACUUUGCAAGUACUUUCCAGAAGACAAUUGAACGGACUGAUCUGAAUGGUGGGCCAAGAGAAGUUCUGGUCUCACAGGGUUUGGGCUCUCCAGAAGGACUGGCAGUGGACUGGGUCCACCGAAGGAUGUACUGGACAGAUUCAAGUCAGUCAAGGAUUGACUGCAGUACCACAGGUGGACUAAAGAGGGAAACUAUUGUCAGCAAAGGGCUGCAAAAACCAAGAGGAAUCACUGUUCACCCGCUGGCAAAGAAGAUCUACUGGACUGACAUAGGUGUCCAGCCUGUGGUGGAAACUGCCUCCCUGGAAGGUAAAGACCGUGUGGUCAUUGCUAGAGCCAACCUCAAGUCACCCAGCGGCCUGACCAUAGAUUUCACAGAAGAUCGUCUGUUCUGGUGUGACCAGAGUACAGGGCGGGUGGAGACCACUGCCCUGGAUGGCUCAGACCGUCGGAUCCUCUUAGAGAACCAAGUAGGGCGACCUUUUGACCUUGCAGUAUUUGAAGACAGACUGUGGGUAUCUGACUGGGACCAAAAUCAGCUGAGGAGCUUCCACAAGCGGACAGGGAAGAAACUGCAACGUAUCCACGGCAACAUGAUCCGACCAGCAUCCGUUGUGGUGGUUCAUCCUCUCGCUAAACCAGCCGCAGUGAAGAACAGAGCGCCAUGGGCGACAACCAGCAGCCACGCUGAUGUCGACAUGAAGCUGCUCAACAGUAACUCAUUGGCGAGUUGCCCUUCGACCCAUGACUCCUACUGCCUCUAUCAGGGCGUCUGCGUCUACUUUCCGGAAAUGGAGUCUUAUGCCUGCAACUGUGCAUCAGGCUACAUGGGAGAACGCUGUCAGUUCAACGACUUGGAGUGGUGGGAGCUUCAGCAGGCUGAAGAAGUCACGAGGAGAAACGUGCUGAUCGCCGCCUGCAUGGUGGUCCUCAUCACCCUGCUCUUCAUUGUUGUAUGUGCCACCUACUGCUACAGAACAAGACGAUUUUUCCAAAAACAGCCAUCAGUGGAUAAUGUGAGUGAGACCAGUGUGACGGAUGAGAACAUGACUGAGACCAUCAACACCAGCAGACCUCAGGUGAUAACUGCAAGUCUGAAGAGGUGGGAGCAUCGUCAAAACACAACCGAAGGUACGAGUGUUCCGCGGUGUCUGCCACGGAGACGACCAAAUCCACCCACCGUCACGCAAGAGAAGUGUCAAACUGCAGGACCUCAGAACCAACACCAUCCCUCACCAAAUCACAGUCCACAAUCCCCUGAUUCCGACUUUACCAGAGACCGAUACAGCUGUACAGUCACAGCUAUGGUCAGAAGUUUACAUACACUCAUCUUGGACAUGAAUGUCACAGUAUCCAGAAGAGGAGGUGCAUCCAGUCAAGCCUCCGAUGUUGGCCAGUGGAGGCGACUGGAGCAGUAA
Molecule: messenger RNA, 2850 nt
Organism: Thalassophryne amazonica
Lineage: Eukaryota; Metazoa; Chordata; Actinopteri; Batrachoidiformes; Batrachoididae
Gene: egf
Product: epidermal growth factor
Exons: 18
Coding region: 40-2850 (936 amino acids)
Molecular function (GO): calcium ion binding
Source: RefSeq, a predicted model, not a curated record